Pelagomonas calceolata is the source of this 672-nucleotide messenger RNA. Lineage: Eukaryota; Pelagophyceae; Pelagomonadales; Pelagomonadaceae. The record is from the annotation of a GenBank genome assembly.
AUGGCGCAAGCAACACCGAAUCGAUGGCUUCGCUUGCUCUCUGCACUUGUUUUGACACGUACGCUGGGACUUGAACCGAUGCCGCUGCGAAAAGCACCAACGGCGCGCCGAGCAGUCCUCCAGCACACCACUGCAGCCUUGCUCGCAGCCGCCGCGGCACCUGCAUACGCAAACAUCGGCGGCGCCGACUACGUCAUCGGCGGCGCCCGCCUCGCCGAAUCCAUAUCCAGUGGAGAAGGCCAGGUCGAGGCGCGGCUGCCGCGCGACCAGGCCGAGGCCCUGGCGCGGGCGGCCACGGACUACGGGAGCAUCGGCGAGGCCUUCGCUGCCGAGGACGGCGCGGCGGCCCAGCAGGUCCAGGCCUACUUUCGAAAUGGAGGCGGCUACGACGCGCUCGCCGACUCGAUACAGGCCGUCACCCAGAACAAGGAGGCCUACCCCAAGUCCGUGCGCAAGGCCGGCGGCGCCUUCCUCGCGGCGACGGCGGCGACGCUCGAGAGUUAUAAUACCGGCGACUUCGAAAAAGCGCUGGUCCAGUACGAGUCCGCGCUCACAAUUCUCGCGGGCUACUGCGCGCGCGUGGGCGUCGUGGCGGGCGCGCCCGUCGCGAAGCCGGCGAAGGGGCCCGUGACGCGGCGGACGUACCUGCCGGGGCCGUUCCAACUAAUGUGA